GUGGGCAGGGUGGCUUUCCCCAGCUGGGAUGAAGGACUUGGGCAGAAACUCAUUACUUGCUUCCUCGCUGCACGAUCACCAAGUGGUUCCUGAGUCCCCUGUCCUCCCUGGGACAUCGAGGACAUACUAGGUGCCCAGUCCUGAGCAGCCAUGACGAUGGAGGCUCUCCCCAAGGUCCUGGAGGUCGAUGAGAAGUCUCCAGAAGCCAAAGAUCUGCUGCCCAGCCAGACUGCCAGCUCCCUGUGCAUCAGCUCCAGAAGUGAAUCUGUCUGGACCACCACUCCCAGGAGUAACUGGGAAAUCUACCGCAAACCCGUCAUCAUCAUGUCCGUGGGCGGCGCCAUCCUGCUCUUCGGUGUGGUCAUCACCUGCUUGGCCUACACCUUGACCCUGGGUGCAAAGAGCCUUGUAGCCCUCAAGAUGAUAGGGCCUGCUUUCCUGUCCCUGGGACUCAUGAUGCUGGUGUGUGGGCUGGUGUGGGUGCCCAUCAUCAAAAAGAAACAGAAGCAGAGACAGAAGUCGAGUUUCUUCCAGAGCCUCAAGUUCUUCUUCCUGAAUCGCUGAUGGUGGUUUCCCUGUCACCCUGCCACCUUGACGGAGAGAAGGAGAUCUGACGUGACCAAUAUCCAAUAUGCCCAUCUCCUCCAUGGGGUGCCAUGAAACUAAUUUAGGCAAACUGUCUCCCUGGCCCCUUGGGAAAAAUAGAGUUCAGGGCUCUACCCUGAAUGGGAACAUUGCUGGAUAUAUCUCAGUCGGCCUCUCUGUUACUUCUGAUGCUUUGUUGGAUCUGGGCCUUCUGCUGUUCUCGUCCUGGCUCCUGCAACAUGUUGUAAUUCAUCUAACUCUCCACCUAGUGCAGUGCAUGCUGGGAAAUUCCUUGGGGAUGGGCUCUGCCGCCCAAGGGAGUCUCGGGUUUACAUAUCUGAGUGCCUGAGCUGAAUUCCUCAUUUGCAUCGUUCUGGAACCUAAACUGACCAACAAAAGUCCUUUACAGAGAAGGGAGGGAAGACUGAGUUCUGACCUGUUGGGUUUGACAGCCCCACCUCCUUUGGCAGGGGACAAACUAGCAUUUCAACGAGACCAGAUAAGUCACAACUAUCAAACAUUCCAAACCUGAACAGUAAAUGGAUACCCGGAAAAAACACUCUCCAAGAUGGCACAUGCCCUUGGACAUGCAGUCAGCCAGUUGAAGAAGUUUAAUUCCUGAUUACAUAGUAUUUACACCAGAGGAAGUGGGGUAAGCUAGGAGGUGUCACAGUUUCCCCUUGACCUCCCAACCCCUUCUCACUGACUGCUCUCCUCCCUGAACUUGGCGAUUAGUGAAGGACGAAUGCAUGUUGCCCUAACCUCUUUCCUCCUAGCCCUGCCUCCACCAUCCCCCCGUCAAGAACAGUAAGACUGAAAGCUACAGAUGGAUUCUGUGGGAUCGUUCUCCCCUUCACCUCCAACAGGAUCAAAAUCGAGAGGGUCAAAUUUCACAUCCCAGUGCUCUACAGGUUUCUAGAGAUGGAAUUCACCUUUAAAAAUUCCAACAUCUGUUAUUCCCGUCCCCAUUCUCCAAACAAGCAAGUAUUUAUUGAGUGCCUUACUCUGGCCGGGGCCUGGGUUGGGAGUGGGAUAGACAUAGUCCCUGCCUUCUUCUUGCUUUCACAAAGUGACAGACACAGCUGAGUCCCUGGCAAUCAGACUAUCUUUCACUCCAUUCUUGAUGGGGGAGAUGUGGGUGGUCUGGGGACACAGGAGGUGGUGGCCCCAGACUCAGGAGAGGAGAAAGGGAGUCCUGGAGGCCAUGUCAUCUAAGCUGAGAACAAAAGGAGAGAUAAGAGUUAGUGCAGGGAAAAGAGGACCAUUGGAGGCAGCAGGAAGACAAGUGCUGGGUCACUAACUGUGGUUCUAGUUCCUCAGUGACAGAGCUUACAGAUCGUUUUCCUUUCUUCUGACAUGAACGCAGCUUUGAAGUGGACCCUAAGCUGUCACCCUUGCGUUCCUUGAUGCUUUCUUCCAUGGGAGCAAGGGGGAUGCACUCCUGGGGAACCACACUGCCCACAGCACAUCUCUUCUGCCUGUGACCCUAGUCUGGGCAUAGCCUAGGAGGAGGGGCCUUGUGAAUGCCACUCCCAUGGACAUCUUAGCGAGAGGAAGUUUGGGGACCCUGUGACUCCAGAAGGAGCCAAAAUUCUGGACUCAUUUUGCAGAGUCCAGC
Molecule: messenger RNA, 2203 nt
Organism: Nycticebus coucang (slow loris)
Lineage: Eukaryota; Metazoa; Chordata; Mammalia; Primates; Lorisidae
Gene: PIRT
Product: phosphoinositide interacting regulator of transient receptor potential channels
Exons: 2
Coding region: 151-564 (137 amino acids)
Biological process (GO): positive regulation of cation channel activity; phosphatidylinositol-mediated signaling
Molecular function (GO): transmembrane transporter binding; phosphatidylinositol bisphosphate binding
Source: RefSeq, a predicted model, not a curated record